Molecule: messenger RNA, 4046 nt
Organism: Python bivittatus (Burmese python)
Lineage: Eukaryota; Metazoa; Chordata; Lepidosauria; Squamata; Pythonidae
Gene: PRAF2
Product: PRA1 domain family member 2
Cellular component (GO): membrane
Source: RefSeq, a predicted model, not a curated record
GCUGGCAGGUCUACCGCUGCGAUGCAUUAUGGGGACGGUAGUUCUUCCCGCCCCAAGCGAGCGAAGAUGUCCGAGGUGCGGCUGCCCCCCGUUCGGGCGCUGGAUGAUUUUCUUCUGGGCUCCACUCGCUUGGCUGCCCCCGACGUGCCAGACCUGCAGCGCUGGCACAAUCGCGUGAUUAACAACCUCCUGUACUACCAGAGCAAUUAUCUGCUGCUGCUGGGCGCGGGGCUGCUGCUGGGCGGGUACUUCCAACCCAUGCUGAUUCUGCUAAGCUGCCUGCUUAUCAGUCUGCUGUUUGGAGGCUUCAUCUGGGCAGCUGAGAACAAAGCUCCCGUGCGACGCUUCCGGCGGAAUUACCCUGGCACGUGUUUCUUUGCCAUCCUCAGCGCUGCGUACUUCCUGGUGUCUCUUUUUGAGGGCUCUGCCACCUUCUUGAUUUUCAUCGCCCUGCCCAUAAUGUUGAGCCUCAUCCAUGCCUCCCUGCGCCUGCGGAACCUUAAAAACAAGAUUGAGAACAAAAUUGAGAACAUUGGACUCAAGCGCACGCCGAUGGGGCUGCUACUGGAAGCUGUCGGACAGGAGCAAGAAGCUGGAUCCUAGACCUUCAGCAUCGGUUUCCCUUCCAACUGAUGCCCACGUGCGUAUCUUUCUGCUUGCCCCUGUCUAGCAACCUGGCUGUGAGUUCCUGUGGAAGAUACAGUAGCUUCUAGCAUACCGCAAACUAUCAGCAGAACUCCCAGCCACCGGGUAACAGCAAAAUAAAAAGGGAGAGGAAAUGGACUGAAAUCAGCCUAACAAACAGCCUAACAGUUUAACAUUAAGUAUUCCCCAUUGGAAUCCGUACCUGUUUUGCUCUAGAAAGGAAGGGAUAACAAUGGAAGAAAGCUAUAGUUAAAAAAACCUUAUAGUAAAAUGCUGGUCUGGACUACAUAGUUGCUGGUUGAGAGAAGAACAAGAAUCGAGAUCAGAAGCAAAUGAAAUCGGUGUUGUUCUCAUUCGAUUUUCUCCAACCAGGUAUGGUCCAGAUGUGUUGGGACUGCAACUUCCAAAAUGCUCCAGUUCGCUGGGAAUUUCCUGGGUUGCAGGCGGCUAUUCCAGGGAGGCUGGCUUGUUAAGACACAGUAUUAUUCAAUAUUUACCUAACCCCACUGCUCUAAGAGCUUCGGAAACAGUAUUAAAACUAAUCUAUGUAGCAACCCCAUUGCUUAGGUCAGUAUCAUGUAUCACUAUAUCACACCUGGAGGGCUGGGGGUUUGGAGAGCAGACUGCCCCGGCCCCCAAUAUGUGCACAGCAGAGCUGAGAUUGAAAUGGGGGAGUUCUGGAUGGUUCUUCAUCUUGCUUAGUCUUGGACUGCAUCACUUCUUCUGCAGAAUUUCUGGGCUCUUGAUGCUUAGAUGGAGGCACCAAGUAAAGCAAUUUGGAUGGGGUUUGGCAGUAGAAGGGAGGAAGCCAGUUUGAAGAAGAUCUAGCUAAACCUUCGAAUGAAUGAUGGAGGCUAAUCAUUAAUCUUGUAAAGAUUCUUUUCAUGAAGGCUUUUGGGCAGAGGGGAAGGCUAACUCCCAAGUGCUGGAAAAGUACAAUAUUACGAUGCAAAAAAUUUGGACAAUCACAAAAUGUCAUCAAAUGGCAAUUUGUUUAUUUUAAUCUCUAUACUAGCAUCUGGAGGUUGUCUGCAUUUUUGCAGCCCAGAUCUGGUAGCCCUAACGAGAUAUUGCAGACUAUACAUUCAGGUUCAGAGGUGUGGAACUGUCCCCGCUUUUAAAUUUAUUUAAACAAGAAAAGAACUUUUGUCUCUUUCCAGUUAGCAACUUCAAAACCUUGUCCUGGCUCGUGCAUAGCAAUAAACUGCAAUGCAAUUUGUUUGCUUUUAGAUUAGCUUGACAUGCAAAGCUACCCAUUAUGACUUAGUAGGAUAGGAUGUGUAAAGCAGGCUAUUAUGAUUUGUUAACAAACCAUAAUGCUAAGUCUGGCUUUGCGUUAUGUGUGAAUGCAGCUAUUUUAUUCCACAACAGUUCCCCAUAUUCAAGUCAUUUGAAAUUCAGAUGGUUCUUAUCCAAAACUGAAUAGAACAGACCAAACCUGAUAUUGUGCAUAGUUCUAAUUAGUAUACAAUAUAUACAAAUGUAUAGUUGAGGUGUUCUAAUACUGAUCAUAUUCCUUUCUUUAUAUAAAGUGUUGUUUUGAAAAUGAUGGGACAAAGCAGUAAUUAAAUACAUCCUUUUGCUUAAAAAGAACUUUCUGUCUAAGGCUUUUAAGAAGAUAAUUUAGCAAGAAAAGGGUCCUUCUAUACUUCCUGGUUUGCACUUUGUUUGCUACAGGCACCACCCUUGAGCAAGCUCAUAGCAGAGGUCUUCCUGGUACAUAGUUUGCCACUCUUAAACUAGUCAUUAAGUUACACAUAUUCUGUUCAGGACAUAAAUAUGUACACUUGUCUUCCCGCCCACACAGUUGCUUUGCAGUAGGUAAGAAAAUAUAAGCACCACAUCCUUCUGAGUGUCAUGGGCCAUUAUGGAAAAGGCUUUUUCCCCAAAGUCAUACUUAAGAUUAAUCAGUUGAGGUCUGAGGCAAGCCUCUUACAAUCUUACUAGAAGAUGCAAAGCUUGCACGCCAGCAUUUGUAGGCCUGCAUGCUAUACUGGAUGAUUGGUGGGGGACAGGGGGGAAGAGAUUCACAAUUCCCGAGUAGGAAAUUGUACUUUCUGAGUUUUUCUGAAAGGUUUUAUCAUCACAUACAAUCCAGUAGAAUUAUGUAGCAAGUAUUGUUUUUUUGGUUCUGUAAGCCAUACAGGCUAUAAUGCCUAUUUACAAAAUACCAACAGCAUCCAAAAACCUCACUGGUAGAUUAUGAACUCUCUCUCAAUUACAUUUUAGAGGCUGCCUUCCUCACAUGUAGAACAUAUAUGUGCAAACCCAACCAUCUAAUUGGAGUUGAAGGAACUAAGUGCAGAGUUAAAUGUGUACAACUGCAGUUUGAAGGAAUUGUUGCUUUUCAUUUUGGGAUUUCUUCCCAUGUUAGUGAAAGAGGUCCAGGCUUGGAAGGGAAACAUCUGAUACUGGAAGUGAUUUCCUCUCCAUUUGCUCAGCUCUUGGAGGUGGCCUGAGAAGCUUGCCAGGAAGAAGCCAUGAAUCUUGUGCGAAGAGUGUCCCUCCAUCAAACAGUAUGUCGAAGGAUGGGGAAUGUGGGUUUCAUAGCAGCAGAACCAAAGGUCUCUGAAGCUUUAAGCUUGGACAUUACAGAGCUGAACUGCAGGCUCGUUCUGCUUUUAUGCUUACUAAAGUCACUGGGACAUCUUUGCAACUAGCAAAAGAAUUGCAGAAUGGAUUUCAGUUGUUUGUAAUCAUGAUAAUUGAUUUUAGAUUAAGGGUUUAAGAUGUUACUUUAGCUUUUCAUGGUGUUGUGUCUUACUUUUAUGUAAAUGCAGAUUUACUAUGGAAAAGAGUCAAGUUUUGGAAACUGCUCCUCAUGUGGAAAUCCACAAACAAAUUUGAUUAAAGCUUUCCAAAAAUGUACAUAGAUCUUUGAUUUGCCCCAGUGUAUACAGUGAACGCUCAGAUCCAGAUGCAUAUGAGACAAAGAACAGCAUGAGUUACAUUUAUCUCAGAACAAAACAAAAAGUAUUCUACAACUUAGUGUACCAUUUUUAACUCUCUGCAUAUGUGAAAUAAAGUCUUGUGAUUUUCACGGCACUGUUUUACAUGUAGCCUUAAAUUUUGUCUGUUUUGCUCUACAAGCACUUUGCAGGUGUAGUGCCUUUGCUGAAACAGAGACAAUUAGGGAGAAUUUCAAACUUCCAAAGCAGCUGCACAAGAUGGGGGCUGCUUUAAUGAUUCAAGAAAGAUGCUUCAUACACAGUCCUGCAUGUUCCAAAGUACCAGUCAAAGGAUUUGCAAAGCUCUGACAUUUAGAUAAGACGAUUACACAAAUAUACCCAAUACUCUGCUCUGUGAGCUGGAAACUUAAAAACACGUUCCUUUCAGAUGUUGUGUGCAUUACAGAAAGUCCUCGCUUAACAACCACAACAGGGACUGGAAAAUUCAGUUAA